This is a messenger RNA of Aplosporella prunicola CBS 121167, 2136 nucleotides long. RefSeq lists its product as uncharacterized. Bases 1 to 2136 code for a protein of 711 amino acids. Lineage: Eukaryota; Fungi; Ascomycota; Dothideomycetes; Botryosphaeriales; Aplosporellaceae. The record is from RefSeq and is a predicted model, not a curated record. The transcript is spliced from 2 exons.
AUGAACCCCUUGAAGCUGCUCCCGCUCAAGACGGGCUUCAACUACGAACAGCUGCCCGGCUACGAGCACAAUGCUAGCACUCCGCUCAAAAAGUAUCGCUGGCGAUCCCCCAGCCCGGGCGGCGACCGCUUUGGCCUGCCCAGGAUGUCGCCGUCGAGAGUCCUGCUCUUUGCGAUAACCGCCAUCUUCUGCAUCGGCCUGCUGGCGACAGGCGGCUACCGAAGGCACCAAAACUUCAUCCAUCAGCCCCUCCCGCCCCGGGAGCUCUUCCCUUGGGAACACUUCCCACGGCUCAACGGCUACUACAAUGGCAUUCGCACGCUCGUCUCGCUUAAAGAGUACCAGCCCGAGCAGGUGUUUGUUCAUCCCGAUCAGGAGGAGGGUUUGGCCUACUUCCCCUCUACGACCCAGAAGGCGAAGAUGGGUCAGGCCCCUGAGCCGUCGCCCUCUGCCAGGCCCUUCCCGAUCAACCCAUACCCUGACUUCAAGUCUCCCGAAUACCUGAAGGAAUUCCAGCCGGUCGAGGACUGCUAUCUUGAUGAGGGCCUCAAAACGCCAACCCCAGAUAUCUACGCUUACCCCGGCAUUCCCGCAAACAUGACUGCGCCUUUCUUCGGUUCCUACGAGCAGCUGGAAAUUCCAAAUGACAUUUGCUACGAGCGCUUCGGCAGGCUGAGCCCCUAUGGCUACGGCUUCAACCCCGAUGAGGGCGGAGUCGGCCUGGCUGAAAACUCGGAAAGCGUUGGAGCGGAGAGGGUCUGGGAACUCGUCACCAAGCAGAGGGUGGACUGGAGACAGGUUGACUGGGGCCGUGCGCAACAGGCUUGCUACGACAAGAACAGGAUCCGCUACGAAAAGAACGGCCUUACGCUGGAAGGCAAAGCGGGAAACCCGGGCAAGAAGAUGGUGAAGCGCUCGGCCUACGUCCUGCGCACCUGGUCCGGCUACCACUACUCUGAGUGGCAGCUCCUCGCUUUGCGCGCCAUGAUCAACGAGCUGUCGCUGAAGUCUGGCGGCGAGUAUGACGUACACCUCCUUGUGCACAUCAAGGACGACAGCAUCCCCAUCUGGGCUUCCGACGCAAUCUACCAGAGGACGCUCGAGGAGCAGGUGCCGAAGGAGUUCUGGGGAAUCGCUACCCUGUGGUCAGAGCAACAGAUGCGCACGUACUACCCAGAGCCUUUCGUUGACAACCUCGAGAACGACUCUGGCCAGCCCGUUCACAGCGUCUACCGCGGCGCCCACUUUGCUCUUCAGUGGUUCGCUCAGCAGCACCCCGAGUACGACUUCUUCUGGAACUGGGAGAUGGAUCUGCGUUACACUGGCCACUACUACGAGUUUCACGACCGCCUUGGUAGGUGGGCUAAGAAGCAGCCUCGCAAGGGCGCUUGGGAGCGCAGCUCCAAGUUCUACAUGCCUGAUCUGCACGGCUCUUGGGAAAACUACACUCGCAUGGUCGAGCAAGAAAUCGAGGAGUCUGACACGCCUCCUGUCUGGGGUCCGCCCGUCUACGAAGCUCGCGACAGGAUCCCCUCUCCUCCCGGCACCACUCCUCCGACAAGCUAUGAACAGGACAACUACGAGUGGGGUGUUGGCGAAGAUGCUGAUCUGAUCACCUUCAACCCGUUCUUCGACCCCGAGAAGACCAACUGGGUGUUCCGUCACGAUAUCACUGGUUACGAUCUUUCGCUCCCGCCGCCGCCCCGCCGUGUUGCCAUCAUUACGGUUGCUCGUCUUUCGAAGCGUCUUCUUAACCUCAUGCACGAGGAGACUUACCGUCUCCGUCACACCAUGUUCCCGGAGAUGUGGCCCCCGACUGUCGCCUACCACCACGGUCUCAAAGCCGUGUACGCCCCGCACCCCGUCUUCUUUGACCGCAACUGGGACCUGGACUACAUGAACCGCAUCUUCAACUACCCCAAGAAGGAAAUCGAGUCGCCGUUUGGCUGGGGCGAGCACAACCUGCUCGGCUCAUCCUUCUACUACAACUCGGGCUUCUCGGGAGCGCUCUGGAGACGCUGGCUCGGCGCCAGCGAGAACGGCGAGGGUGGCCGCAUGGAAGAGGAGAACGGCUCGGGCCGGAUGUGCCUACGGGGCAUCCUGUUCCACCCGAUCAAGUCGGAACGCGGCGAAUAA